Armigeres subalbatus is the source of this 3159-nucleotide messenger RNA. It is a transcript of the gene eIF3c, whose product is annotated as eukaryotic translation initiation factor 3 subunit C. The coding region runs from base 180 to 2915 and encodes 911 amino acids. The transcript has 4 exons. Gene Ontology annotation, biological process: translational initiation. Gene Ontology annotation, cellular component: eukaryotic translation initiation factor 3 complex. Lineage: Eukaryota; Metazoa; Arthropoda; Insecta; Diptera; Culicidae. The record is from RefSeq and is a predicted model, not a curated record. Gene Ontology annotation, molecular function: translation initiation factor activity; RNA binding; translation initiation factor binding.
UUAAUACGGGCGAAAAUAGCGAAGUACGCGCACAACCGCGACGUCACAUCGCUGAUGCAAGCGCACCCUUUCUGUUCAGAAACGUCAAAUCGAUUUUCCCAUGAGUGAUUCGGUGUGAAUUAUUUCAGUGAAUUUCAUUCGGAAAUACUUGCAAACCGUAUUCGGAAAACUAUUGAAAAAUGUCUCGUUUCUUCGCCGGUGGUGGUUCGGAUUCUGAUUCGGAAAGUUCUUCCGAUAGUGAGGUCGUAGCGCGCCCAGCGGCUCCGCAAUUUACUUUCAGCGAUGAGGAAGAGGACGUCAAGCGCGUCGUCCGCUCGACGAAGGAGAAGCGUUACGAGGACUUAUCAAACAUUAUCAAGAACAUCCGUAACUACAAGAAAAUCAAGGACAUGUCCAGUAUGUUGACCAGCUUUGAGGAUCUGACCAGAGCCUAUGCCAAGGCACUUCCGGUAAUCACGAAAGUGGAAAAUGGCAUCACUCCGCGCUUCAUUAUCCGAGCUCUUGCUGAAAUGGAGGACUUCAUCAACAUGGUUUGGGAGGAUAGAGAAGGGCGGAAAAACUUGUCGAAAAACAAUUCCAAGUCCCUGGGAACGUUGCGCCAGAAAUUCCGGAAGUACAUCAAGGAGUUCGAUAGCGAUUUGAAGAAGUUCCGCGAGUCGCCUGAUGCGGCUGAUGAUGACGAUGAAGAGGAAGAAAAGAAAGAAGAAUCCGAAUCAGAGGACGAGCAACAUGUGGCACCAACGGCGGCGAAGGCUGUGUCCUUCAAAAAAGACGUAAAGGUGAAGGUGGAGAAGGAUGACGACGAGUCGGACGAUUCGAUUGAUUGGGACAUGGAUUCUGAUUCUGACGAAAGUUCGUCGGAUGAAGAAACUCAGUACACCAGUAUUCGAGAGCGUUUUUUGAAGAAAGCUGAAAAGGAUGACGGUGAUGACGCUGAAAACAAAAAAGAAAAGAAGAAGUUGCAGAAGGAUUCAAAGGACCGGAUGAAGAAGAAGCGUGCUGAUGACGAUGAUGAAGGAUGGGAAGUGGUGAAUGGAAAUCGAUCGACCAGUGCAGAGCAGCCGAAAAUGUUCGCUAAGGAUGCUGAGAUUGAUGUUAAUGUGGUGAUCAAUAAGCUUAAUGAAGUGAUGGCCGCUCGUGGUAAAAAGAGAACUGAUCGUAAACUGCAAAUUGAGUUUUUGAGAGAACUGCGCAACAUAGCCGAUACGCACAAUCUAGGAGAUGCCGUGGCCGCUAAAAUCCGUUUCAACAUUGUGUCGGCUAUAUUCGACUACAAUCCUAAGGUUUCGGAGCCAAUGAAGCUGGAACAUUGGUCAAAGUUGUUGGAGGAAAUCCAGGCAUUGAUUAAACUCCUUUUGGGCAAUGAAGAUAUUGUUUUGUCUGAAACUAUUUUGGAAGAAAACGAAGAAUACGAGACGGUACCAUACAAGAUCCGUGGUUGCAUUCUGACUGCUGUAGAACGACUAGAUGACGAAUUCACUAAGCUGUUGAAGGAAUGCGAUCCUCAUAGCAACGAUUAUGUAGAUCGUUUGAAGGAUGAGGUGACUGUAAGCAGCGUAAUCGAGCAGGUUGUGAAGUACAUUGAGCGCCUUGGAAACGACACGGAAACUUGUAGAGUGUACUUGCGUAAGAUCGAUCAUCUGUACUACAAGUUCGAUCCAAACGUAUUGAAGAAGAAAAAGAAGGAACUUCCAGCCAAUACUCUGACUUCCGUAGACGAAAUGGAUCGUCUUUGCCGUUUCGUUUAUGCCAAGGAUCAAACAGAUCGGCUACGAACCCGCGCUAUUCUAUCGCACAUCUUCCAUCACGCACUGCACGAUAACUGGUUCCAAGCACGUGACUUGGUGCUGAUGUCCCACUUACAGGAAACGAUCCACCAUUCGGACCCUCCGACCCAAAUCUUGUAUAAUCGGACCAUGGCCAAUUUGGGCCUGUGCGCUUUCCGUCACGGCAACGUAAAGGAUUCGCAUCAGUGUUUGGUGGACCUCAUGAUGACCGGAAAGCCUAAAGAACUCCUUGCUCAAGGUUUGGUUCCGCAACGUCAGAACGAACGCUCGCUGGAGCAGGAAAAAGUGGAAAAGCAACGCCAGAUGCCUUUCCAUAUGCACAUUAAUUUGGAACUGCUUGAGUGUGUUUACUUGGUGUCUGCCAUGUUGCUAGAAAUUCCGUACAUGGCUGCGCAUGAAUUUGAUGCCCGACGUCGCAUGAUCAGCAAAACUUUCUAUCAGCAAUUGAGAUCCUCGGAAAGACAAUCAUUAGUUGGUCCCCCUGAAUCCAUGCGUGAGCACGUGGUGGCCGCCGCUAAAGCAAUGCGCCAUGGCAACUGGAAUGCUUGCUCCAACUUCAUCGUUAAUAAGAAGAUGAAUGUAAAAGUUUGGGAUUUGUUCUUCGAAGCCGAUCGGGUCCGGGAAAUGCUGGUCAAGUUCAUCAAGGAGGAAUCCUUGCGCACCUAUCUGUUCACAUAUUCCAACGUGUACGCUUCAAUUAGUGUACCCUAUCUAGCGGAAAUGUUCGAGCUACCGAAGAGCAAGGUCCACUCGUUGAUCAGCAAGAUGAUCAUCAACGAAGAGCUGAUGGCAUCUUUGGACGAUCCAACCGAAACAGUGGUCCUGCAUCGUUCCGAGCCGUCUCGUUUGCAGGCUUUGUCUAUGCAGCUGUCCGACAAGGUCACAAACCUUGUUGACGCGAAUGAGCGUAUUUUCGAAAUGAAGCAGGGCAACUUUUUCCAGCGCGGUGGAAAUCAGGGCUACAACCGCGAUCGUCAAAACUAUCGCAACCAAAACCAGAAUCAAAACUGGAGCGGCAACCGCCGUCAGGACAACCGUGAGAACCGUGGAAACCGCGAUCGCAACCAGAAUCGCGAUCGCGAUCAUCGUAAACAACAUCGUGUUGAAUUUGAAGAAAAGGCUGAGUAAACAAUUCAAGUUCGCGGGGUUCCUGACCCAACGUUUGUGAAAGGGGAGCAAGAAGUUAUUAGGCGGAUAUUUUAAAAAAACAUUUGCAUAAGUGUAUCAGUCUGAUUAAUUUGGCUAAAGUUUGAACAUCCAACAAUAGUAUGAAUGAAGAAAUAUACAGGUGUUUGUAUCCCGAUCUGGAGGUAACUACUUGAAUGCGUAUAUUGCCUCCAGAUCGGGAGUAUCAACACAGAUGAAAGGGAAA